CCACGCGUGAGGACGCACCGCCUCUCUCUAGGACUGCCUUUGCCCUGCUUUCGCCGUCUUGUUAGUGGCUGCAUCCAACUUCCAUCAAGAGCUCACCAAUAGCUGACUAGGUCCCGCCUUUUGGCCGGCCAGGAAGAAUUUUCCAAUGGGCUUCCUUUCGGGGUUUGGGCUGCCGGUUGGUUUUGCUUAUCGCUCGGGUAAUUCAAGAUGGCAGAGGUCGCGAACGAGCGAGCUGCCGUUGGCAUUUAAAGACGCCGCCUAUGGCCUUGGCAAGAUCGCAGUGCCAGCCAAGGGCCUCCUAUCUCCUCAGGUCGUCCUGUGGAGCCGGUCCUAGGCUCAAGGCAGCACUGCCUGUCCUGGUCUUUCCCGUCGUCUUUCGUGGGCAAUCAGGCCCUGGCCAGGGUAGUGCCGACGAAGGAGGAGGAGUUGUUUGGCGCCGUCCUCCCCCGAAGAACCUCUACGAACUGCUGGGAGUGCAAAGCAACGCCACUCAGGCCCAGAUUAAGACUGCUUACUAUAAACAGUCCUUUCUCUACCACCCAGACCGCAAUGCGGGCAGCGUGGAGGCAGCUGAGCGCUUCAUCCACGUCACUCAGGCCUAUCAGGUGUUGAGCAGCCUCAGCCUGCGCAAGAAGUACGACCGUGGCCUCCUCACCCAGAAGGACAUUUCCACUGCUAAGAAGCCCUCUGGCAAGGAUAGAGCAACGGCUCAGACAGUGUCCAAGAGGAGCCAGUCUUUCACAUUUGGUCAUCCUCCAGGCAAGCCCAUCUUCAACUUUGACGAAUUUUACCGAGCCCAUUAUGGUGAGCAGUUGGAACGGGAGCGCCUUAUGCGGCUAAAGCAGCAAAAAUUGCAGAAGCAGAAAAUGGCCAUGAAGGAGGAGACGCACAGACUAUUUGAUAGUUUUCUCCUCGUGCUGUUUUUAUCAGGCGUCAUGAUCUUACUCAGAUUCCAGUGAAGAGACAAAAUCUGUGCUAACCUCAUAUGCUGAUUUCUUGUAGAAGCUUCUGAAGCAGGCAAAACAGGACAUUGCCAAGAGAUUUGUGAUCUUCUACUGCAGGGCACCCAGCAGUGUUUGGGUUAUAUGAGCAAUCUUUUGGGGAGCCUUCAUCUAGUGCCCAGAAGACUUUACAAUUGCAGAAGGAUUUGAAGCAAUCAUAGCUUUAAGUGGGUUAAUUGUCCACGCUUAACAACGUUGGGAGAAGAAAUGUAGGUGCUUGCCAAUGUCAAAUACUAAGUGAUCACCAGUUGCCACUUCUAUAGCAUGAAAUUCUUCCUCCUUCUCUGAGUCAAGAAUGGAAGGAUUUGAGGUUGUUUUUCCUUUCUUUUCAGAAGAGUUGAAAUUUUGCUGCUUUUGGACAGGCUUAUUUAUAUUAUUGUUGAGACUUGUUCUGGAUUUGGGCCCAAAGCUGCUACUGUAGAACGUAAAAGGGAAGAGAGAAAUUUGAAUGUUACAAACAAAUAUUUCAUUUUUGUUAAGCAUUCAAAGAGAAGGACUUUUCUGCACAGUUUGACUUCUAGUGUUGAUACCCAAUCAUGUCUGUACUGUAAAUGUCAUUUAAUUGGAUAAACUCUACUUCACCACUGUGGGCUUUUUGCAGUUUGUAUUGUAAUAGCUGGUGCUCUGGUUUCCUUUGAAUUCCUAACAGAUUCAAGCCAAAUAUAUAUAAACUUUGUUUGAAAACUUCAAAAGGACAAAGAACGAGGAUACAUGUUUUUGAACUGUCUUUAACUGUGACAUCUUUUACAUUAAACAUUGGGGAUGACCUAGAA
Molecule: messenger RNA, 1774 nt
Organism: Python bivittatus (Burmese python)
Lineage: Eukaryota; Metazoa; Chordata; Lepidosauria; Squamata; Pythonidae
Gene: DNAJC30
Product: DnaJ heat shock protein family (Hsp40) member C30
Source: RefSeq, a predicted model, not a curated record